This is a messenger RNA of Aspergillus japonicus CBS 114.51, 3342 nucleotides long. RefSeq names its product putative PHD transcription factor. The transcript has 2 exons. Lineage: Eukaryota; Fungi; Ascomycota; Eurotiomycetes; Eurotiales; Aspergillaceae. Gene Ontology annotation, biological process: positive regulation of DNA-templated transcription. Gene Ontology annotation, cellular component: Set1C/COMPASS complex. The record is from RefSeq and is a predicted model, not a curated record. The coding region runs from base 492 to 3200 and encodes 902 amino acids.
GCCUCUCUCAAACACACCCAUGGCCCAGACCAACGGCGCCUGAGGAAUUGCGAAAUACGUUUUUGGAGUUUUACUCUUCAUUUUAUGUAUCCUCGGGGCUUGCAGACCGCGUUGUGACCCUACCACCGUUUCGCAUCUUUCGCCGAACGCCGCCGCCAUCCCCGUCCUCCACAACCUGACAAAGAAGUGACAGGCUACGCAGCGCAUUCCUCUACUCCUGAUUCAUCGCGUCGCAUUCUCGACCAAACUUUGCGAUAGCUUGUAAGGAUCGAAGACAACAUCAUGGUCAGGUGUUUGACAAGAACGGGCUUCAUUUUUUAAUACGUCCGGUGUUCUAGACCUCUUCCUUUCCCCCUCUCCCUGGGUAGAACCCUGGCCCACCUCUGAGACGCCGUGUUUGGCUUUCUACGAGCUUUGCCGAGGGAACAUAGACGAGGUAACAGUGGUUAGGUGCUUGGGAUCAGCCCAAGCCCCUGGCAGGUGCUCUGGGGAUGGCUGGAGACCAACAACCUCCUGCCGUCUCGAGCCAGGCGAACGGCUCGGUGGACGAGAAGCGACCAACAAACCCUUACGAGACCAACCCCGAACUCAUUCCUGACGAUGACCUUUUUCUUGCGCGAAGUGUGCAUUACGGGCGGUAUGCGCCAUCGGACAAUGACUUCAAGCCUCGCCAUGAGUACUGGUGCCAGUCGGAUCCAGAAGUCAAGUCCUACUGGGAAGGCAUUGUGAAGGGUUUUUGCAAGCCAGAAAACUCACUGAAUGUUCCGGGCGCAAGAGACGCUUUCGCUGCUGGCAGCGUCAUCAUUAGAGUCGACCGUGAGCCCGAAGCCGAUGCCGCAGCGGAGACGUAUUCGUGCCUCAAUGCGAAUGAGCUCAGCGCAGCAAGGAAAGCCGAGGACGCCCUUCGAGAUCUCGACAUUACUGUUCCGGUGAUAUAUUUCUGUGGCACCAUCGAUAAUGAAAAUGUUACCGUGGAGUCAAGACUCUCAGGUGUCUCAUUGGACGUUGCUUGGAAGUAUCUCAGUGCUGAUCAAAUCGAAAACUUCAAGCAACAGUGUCGCCGCAUAUCCCAGCGCUUAGGAGACGUCGACGCCGCUCCCGACCGACCCUCAUAUGUUUGCAGCGGCCUCAAUGUGCAGUUUCCGCCCGACGUCCAGCAAGUCGAGAAGGAUGUUCUUUUUCGCGAGAGGAAGAAAGGCGAACGACUUGCCCUAGUACAUAACAACCUCAUCCCGGCCAAUAUAGUUGUGAACAAUGGUCAGGUGGUCGGGAUCACUGGAUGGCGACAAAGCGGGUACUUUGGACUUGAGCGGGCGGACGAAUUACAUCGCCGCAUCAGGAUUCCUGAGAUUGCGUCUGCCGGCGAAGUUGAGGGUUCAAUAAAUGUAUCCGUGGUAUGGGCCGAUAUCUAUGAAGGUCUGCCCAGCAUUGCCGGCGAGUCAGCAUCCGCGACGAAGCACAAUACACCCGUACCGCAAGUGAAGACCGAACCGUCGAAUGUGGAGUUGAAUGGCGUUCCUCUUGAUCAUGAGCCGGACCACAAAUCAGGGCUCCCUCAGCUCGAUGGUACAGCAUUGCCCAAUGAACACCCAACUCCGAAGAAGAUUGCCAGCCUCAAGAACCGAGAAACCUCCCAGGCGUCCUCUUCCGAUCGAUCCUCUCCGGCAGUAUCCACCAAACCUAGUGCCGCGACCAAGAAAUCCGGUAUCGGCCUCACUAAGAAAGGCACAGCUAGGAAACCCGCGGCCAAGAAAAGGAAGCUGACUGAUAUGGACAAUGAGAGUGUUACAAGCAGGCGAUCGAACACCCCUUCAUCGCGCACGAGCAAAGUAGCUGGAAGAGCCAAACGUGGUUCCGCGUCCAUCGCGAGCUCACCGGCGCCCGAAGCCAAAAAGAAGAACGCUAAGAGUAAUCUUGUGGAGGAAGUGGAAGAGGAGGAAGAAGAAGAUGAUGAUGACUCUGAAGACAAUGAUGAAGUGUUCUGCAUCUGUCGUAAGCCGGACAAUCACACCUGGAUGAUUGGAUGCGACGGUGGCUGUGAGGAUUGGUUUCAUGGGAAAUGCGUCAACAUUGACCCACGAGACGCUGACCUGAUUGACAGGUAUAUAUGUCCGAAUUGUAAGGAGCAGGGCAAGGGCUGGACAACCUGGAAACCGAUGUGUCGGCUGAAGGAGUGCAGAAAGCCUGCCCGUGUCAAUCAGGACAGUCCCAGUAAAUACUGCUCAGAUGAGCAUGGUCGAGAGUUCAUGCUUCAAAGGACUAGGCUCUUAUUUGUGAGCGCCGGGCCUGGCGCUCGGAAGUCAGCCGCUCGGACAGCUCUCGGUGGGCUGGGAUCCUCAACGAACAGCCCAUUUCCCGACAGCGCGUCCUCUCGAGAAGGAAGUGGCCCAGACACAGGCAGCGGAUAUGACAAUGUCGAGAAGAAUACUUAUCCAGAAGACCUCGGAAGCAGAGGUGGUGUUCUCACGACCGGAGACCUCAAGGCAGUGGUCACGGGCGUCAGCUCAGCGGAAGAAUUCCGCAAGCUGGGAGAGAGCAUCAUCUCGGUCCCUGCACCGGCGAAGGGCCCCGCUACAGGGACCAACGAGGAUAACAAGAAACUGGGCCUUGACUUCGAUGUGGAUUGGCUCACAUAUGCACCAGACGAGGCCGCGAUGAUCGAUAAGCUGCGCAAACAGCGCGAUAGCCUCGUCCAUCGCCGAGAGAUGCUCAAGGCUCGAAGCCAUUUUGUGAAUUUGGUGCGGCAGCGUUCCAAAUGUAUUCUAGACAAGCUGAAGCAGAAGGAACCCAAGGGCGGAUGGAAGGACAUCUGUGGCUUCGACUACCGACUGGCUUGGUCAGAUGAGGAGUUCGACGAGUGGCGCCUUUCAGAGCUGGGGGCAAAAGCACUUACGGUUGGCACCCCUGAGGCACUGGCGUCAAGCUACUCCGAUGCUACUGACGCAGAUGGCGAUACUGCCAUGGGAGAUGCGAAACCCGCCGGGGAUGAUCUGGAACAUCUAUCCCAUGGCGUUUGCAUCAAGAAACGCUGCGAGCGGCACAAGCAGUGGGUAAAGGUGCAACAGCAAGAUGGCCUUUUCGAAGAGAGUACCCUGGUCCAGGACCUUAAGAAAUGCGAGAAGGAGGCUCAAAACGUGGUGGAAAGAGCCGUUCUCAGGCUAUGGGCGGAGGAAGACAAUGCUCAGAUCAGUAACAAUUGAGGAUGUGCUUUCCUCAUGAUUUAAUCGCCAUUGUUUGCCUCGCGCAACUUCAUUACCUUUUCUUUUCCUUUUCUCUUCUUCCCGAAACUUUUUAAACCAUGACAUUUUGUCUUCACCCUUUCUCCCAAAAGGCCGCCCUUUU